AAUCACUUAAAAUUAUUCUAAACCUUUGUAGUGACAUACAAAUUUUAUAUAAAAGUAACUUGCCUUUUUUCUUCCUCUUUCUGCAGGAUCAUAUGGCACCAACACCAGUUUUAUCCUUGGAGAGUAGUGAGUCAUCAGAAGAAAGUAAAGAUAGCUCAAAGGAACAGACAAAUGAAGAUAGGAUAGGCUACAGUGAUAGUACUGAAUCAGAGGAAGACAUGGGCCUUACUGAUCAAGAGUCUGUUUAUAGACUAUCUGACAGCUCCUUUAAGAGUGGAGGAAAAGAUGAUGAUAAGAAUGAUGAUGAAGAUGACAGUGGAGAUGACACUUUUGUUGAUAUAGACAAUGGUCAAGGGUCCAGGGAAAGACAUCAACAAGAAGGUGAAAACCUGUGGCCUGGAAGUGAGGAUGAUUCUGACAUGACUCUACACAACGGAAAUAGGGUUGCCGAUGGGAGUCAUGCUGUCAGUGAUGAAAGCAGUCAGAGUGAGAGCAGAAGCCUUGAAGAAGAGAAUGAAAGUCAUAAGGUCCAUAAUAGUGAUAGUGAUGAAUUCACUGUAGAAGGAAGUAAACAAAGCUCCAGCAACUCCAGAGAUGAUUCUUCAUUUGAUGAUGAAGGAAUGCAAGGUGAUGAUGCAGACAUUGUUGGUAGCAUGAAAAGCAAUUCCAGAAUGAUUAAUUACAGGAAAAAAAAGAUUAACAAGACAAAGGGUCAGAAAGGGAGUAGACAAGAUUCUGAUGUGAGCCAAUUGGUGGGACCACUUGGCAGGAAAUCCUUCCAAAAGGCACGCAUCUCAGAGGAGGAUGACUGGGAUGAAACCAAUGAUAGCAAUACCAUGGAAGAAGCCAUGAGUGACUCCGCAGAAAAGAGCCAAUCCCGUGAAAACAGUCAAUCCCAUGAAAACAGUCAAUCCCGUGAAAACAGUCAAUCCCGUGAAAACAGCAAAUCCCGUGAAAAUAGCAAAAGCAAAUCCCAAGAAGACAGCAACAGUCAGUCUCAGGAAGAUAGCCAAAAUAUGCUAGAUCUCAGCAGUGACUCCAGACAACAUGAUGAUGAUUCUCAUGAAAAGCAAAGUAAAUCCCAGCAAGAGAAUGAAAAUGUUUCACGGGGUGAUAACCCUGACUCUGAUGGAGAGAGUGUUGGCCUUUCUGAAGUUAAUAAGGAAGAUAGUAAUUCUUCUGAAGAUAGCAAUCUAACCCAGUCCUCCAAAUCAGAAAGUGAAUCCUCAGAGGAACAAAGCAACAGUAAAUCUAAUGAGAGCAUGAGCCCCUCUGAGGAAAGCAAAGAGUCACCUCAGGAUGAAGACAGUUCUAGUCAGGAAAGCUUCCAGUCUCAGAGCUCAUCAGCAGAAAGCCAAAGUGUCUCCAAGGAGGACAGUGGGGAAAGCAGUUCUGAACAGUUGCAAGGAGAGGGAAAUAGUCAAUCUAAAGAAGAUGCCAGGGCAUUUCAGGAAAACAGUAAGCUAAAAGAAAAUGUGAAUUCUAGUGAAAGUACAUCAGAAAGCCUGUCCAGAAGCAUUGAGAUAGAAAGUAGAAAGCUGGUAGUUGACACUUAUCAUAACCGACCAACUGGAGACCAUGAUGACAAUGACUGCCAAGAUGGUUAUUAGCUUUAGCUCAAAAGUAUAUUUUUAUAAAAGGGAGGAAGAGAGAGGCAGAAGUUGGGGUGCUUUGAUUUAUUCAUCCUACCAAGCUUAGGAUGACCUGGACUUUUAUUUCUUUUGGAAGAUAAUUAAUGAGACAUCGUAGUCAUUUGUAGGAAAUUACUCUUCCAUAGAAGAUCACAGAAUGUGAAAUGGCUUGAGGACUAUCCAUGAUAGUAUAAACAAGAAAGGAUUUUGUAUUAUUGUUUAUAGCUUGAGUUUUGAAGAAAUGCCCUAAAAUGAGGAUUCUUUCAUAAGUGAGUUUUAAGUGAUUAAAUAUUUGGUUGGAGAAAACAUUAAAAAAUUAUAGGAUAGUUGUGUUUUGGUUUAAAUGAACAAGACUUCUUUUUGCUGACCAUUUUAUCCUUUACAAAGGGUUCUCUGUAAAACAUCAAUGUUGAAAGGAAUUAUGCUGAACCACUGGUGUGUGGGAAUGGGUUGUGAAAGUCACUAAGAUUCUCUUUUAUUUGUUAAAUUGUGUGUUUAACAUAAUUUGAACUUGUGUUCCUUAAUUUGGAUUAUGUGCAAUGCCAGCAUUAAACUCUGUGAUCAGCUGUAACUUUUGCUCAUAGCAAAUAAAAGCUGUGUAUAUAGACUCCAACUGAACUUGUUAUGUAUACUUUGGAAUGUUACCUCAACACAGGAUAUAUUUAAUGUUUUGUAAUAAAGGUAAUAACAUCCAAAAAUGGUGCAUGCUGUACCUUUCUUACACUGAUGAUUAUCCACAUGCUUUUUAAUUUAAUGAACACUUUGUUUUGCUCCUGUUUUAAAGAAACAAUUACUAUUUAUUAUUAAAAACAGCUGUUACUAAUUGUUACUAAUAAUGAUGUUUCUAAUUGCUCUCACACAAAAAUUUUCACUUAAAUUCAGAUAAUUUAUUGGUUUUGCCUUGUAAGUAAUUAUGCAUUUUCCACUAAUUUUUAAAUAACUUCCAUCCUAAUGCUGUCCUUGAAUAGAAUAAUAAAAUAGUAUGUUAACUUAUUUUAUACCAGACCAUACAGGUUGAAAAAAGGAUAAAAUUUCAACCUAU
This is a messenger RNA of Sarcophilus harrisii (Tasmanian devil), 2673 nucleotides long. Its product is annotated as dentin matrix acidic phosphoprotein 1. Gene Ontology annotation, cellular component: extracellular matrix. Lineage: Eukaryota; Metazoa; Chordata; Mammalia; Dasyuromorphia; Dasyuridae. The transcript is spliced from 3 exons. The record is from RefSeq and is a predicted model, not a curated record. Bases 93 to 1610 code for a protein of 505 amino acids. Gene Ontology annotation, molecular function: extracellular matrix binding. Gene Ontology annotation, biological process: ossification; extracellular matrix organization.